AUGUGGGCUUGUAGUUACUCAACUAAUGAUCGUACGGGAGUCGGAAAGAGAUUCAGCAUUGAUUUGUUGGAAAAACGAGAGAAAGAUCGGGAAGAUUUGUUGGGAAGCGAAAGCAAAAGAGAUUCGGAAAAACGAGAGAAAGAUCGGGAAGAUUUGUUGGGAAGCGAAAACAAAAGAGAUUCGGAAAAACGAGAGAAAGAUCGGGAAGAUUUGUUGGGAAGCGAAAGCAAAAGAGAUCCGGAAAAACGAGAGAAAGAUCGGGAAGAUUUGUUGGGAAGCGAAAGCAAAAGAGAUUCGAAAAAACGAGAGAAAGAUUGGGAAGAUUUGUUGGGAAGCGAAAGUAAAAAGGAUUCGGCAUUUGUUGGGAGGGGUUGA
Paraglomus brasilianum is the source of this 375-nucleotide messenger RNA. The record is from the annotation of a GenBank genome assembly. NCBI's taxonomy places the organism in Eukaryota, Fungi, Glomeromycota, Glomeromycetes, Paraglomerales, Paraglomeraceae.